AAACAUUAUGGGAACUGAAAAUCGCAUUGAAAAGAAGCAUUACGUUUUGGUGCAUGGGGCUUGCCACGGGGCCUGGUGUUGGUACAAGCUGAAGCCACGUUUGGAAUCUGCUGGUCACAAGGUCACAAUGCUUGAUCUUGCAGCCUCUGGCAUCAACUUGGAGAAAAUUGAAGAUGUUAAUACUCUUUCACAGUACUCCGAGCCUUUGUUGCAGCUAAUGGCCACAAUUCCUCCAAAUGAAAAGGUAAUUAUCGUGGGACACAGCCUUGGGGGACUCAAUAUAGCACUUGCCAUGGAUAAAUUCCCAGAAAAGGUAGCAGUUGGUGUUUUCUUAUCAGCUUUUGCUCCAGACACUGAACAUAAGCCCUCCUAUGUCACGGACAAGUACAAUGAGACUAUGCCUAAGGGGCAUUGGUUGGACUCUGAAUUCCCCGAAGAUGGAAACAAAACUUUACUUCUUUUCGGUCGCAAGAUGUUGGCGGAGAAACUCUACCAAGUCGGCUCAAUUGAGGAUCUAGAAUUGGGCAAGACUUUACUAAGGCCAUCAUCAUUCUUUUCCGAAGACUUGUCUCAGCAGUGCAACUUCUCCAAACAGGGAUAUGGGUCAGUUCCAUGUGCUUUUAUUGUUUGCACUGAGGACUUUGCAAUUCCAUUGAAAUUCCAGCUUUGGAUGAUUCAAAAUGCUGGGAUCAAUGAUGUUCUGGAGAUCAAAGGUGCUGAUCAUAUGGCUAUGCUUAGCAAGCCUCAACAAGUGUGCGAUUCUCUCCUGCAGAUAGCUACUAAAUACGCAUGAAUUCGUGAAACAGGCUUUAUUUGUUGUGUUUGAAAUUGUGUUUUGUUGGAAUAACUAAGUCGUCUCGCUUGGAAUGAUGAGACACAUGAAUAAAGUGACGUUCUU
Messenger RNA from Abrus precatorius (Indian licorice), 898 nucleotides. Its product is annotated as salicylic acid-binding protein 2-like. The coding region runs from base 8 to 793 and encodes 261 amino acids. Gene Ontology annotation, biological process: salicylic acid metabolic process; jasmonic acid metabolic process. Lineage: Eukaryota; Viridiplantae; Streptophyta; Magnoliopsida; Fabales; Fabaceae. The record is from RefSeq and is a predicted model, not a curated record. Gene Ontology annotation, molecular function: methyl indole-3-acetate esterase activity; methyl salicylate esterase activity; methyl jasmonate esterase activity. The transcript is spliced from 3 exons.